GUAAGCAUUUUACACACACACACAUAAAUUAAUAAUGAGAUUAGUUAUUCGCGACGAUUAUGAUGAAGUCACUAGCUAUGUUGCCAACUAUGUCAAGGAACGUGUUAAGCAAUUCAAGCCUACUCUUGAACGUCCUUUCGUUAUCGGUCUUCCCACAGGUUCUUCACCUGUAAGUGUAUACAAGGUCUUGGUUGAAAUGUACAAGGCUGGUGAAAUCAGUUUUGAGCAUGUUGUUACCUUCAACAUGGAUGAAUAUGUUGGCUUACCCCGCGACCAUCCUGAAUCUUAUCACUCUUUCAUGUGGAAAAAUCUCUUCAUGCACGUCAACAUCAAGCCUGAAAAUGUUCAUAUUCUCGACGGUAAUGCUCCCGACUUGGAUGAGGAGUGCAAAAAAUUUGAGGCCGAAAUCGCUCGUGUUGGUGGCAUUGAACUCUUUUUAGGUGGUAUUGGCCCUGAUGGUCACAUUGCUUUCAACGAACCCGGCUCUUCUCUCACCUCUCGCACUCGUGUCAAGACUUUGGCUUAUGAAACCAUCAUUGCUAACGCUCGUUUCUUUGAUGACGAUGUCUCCAAGGUUCCUAAACUUGCUUUAACCGUCGGUGUAGCUACUGUUAUGGAUGCUCGUGAAGUGCUCGUCAUUAUCACUGGUGCACACAAGGCCAUUGCCUUAGCUAACUGUAUUGAAGGUGGAGUAAACCACAUGUGGACUGUUUCGGCCAUUCAAAUGCACCCUAAGGGCCUGAUCGUGUGUGAUGAAGACGCGACCCUUGAAUUACAUGUUAAGACCGUCAAAUACUUUAAAUCUAUUGAACAUGUUCAUCAAUCCCUGAUCGGUCCCGAGAACUUGUCUCUUCAAGGUGGUGUUAAGCAACUUAGAAAGUUAGCUAAUAGCUCCAGAUCCCAGACUCCUUUGAAUGGCCCUUAUGACGAAUAAGACCAUUCAAUUUCUUUUAUUCCAAAUCAUCUAACUUGUUACAUAAUAUGUAGUUUCACAAACGAUUCCUUAUCUUUCCUUUUUUUAUUAUUGCCUUUACAUACAUAACCUUUUCCCAUGAUACAUUUCUCAAGUUUUCAUUUUAUCACACAAUAAAGAAGAAAAACUU
Messenger RNA from Mucor mucedo, 1103 nucleotides. RefSeq names its product glucosamine-6-phosphate isomerase. Bases 35 to 934 code for a protein of 299 amino acids. The transcript has 5 exons. The record is from RefSeq and is a predicted model, not a curated record. Gene Ontology annotation, molecular function: glucosamine-6-phosphate deaminase activity; identical protein binding. NCBI's taxonomy places the organism in Eukaryota, Fungi, Mucoromycota, Mucoromycetes, Mucorales, Mucoraceae. Gene Ontology annotation, biological process: carbohydrate metabolic process; N-acetylneuraminate catabolic process; N-acetylglucosamine catabolic process. Gene Ontology annotation, cellular component: cytoplasm.